Setaria italica (foxtail millet) is the source of this 1456-nucleotide messenger RNA. RefSeq lists its product as uncharacterized. The transcript is spliced from 3 exons. The record is from RefSeq and is a predicted model, not a curated record. NCBI's taxonomy places the organism in Eukaryota, Viridiplantae, Streptophyta, Magnoliopsida, Poales, Poaceae. Bases 621 to 1181 code for a protein of 186 amino acids.
AUUUACAGCAGCAGCAGGACCUGAAUGACCUGGCUGGCAUGUAAUUUCAGACACUGACUCUCAAAAUCUGAUCGGAUCCUACACAAGGGGCCAGACUUCACGCCUUUUCAUGCGCUAGCUUUUCUCCCUUUUCCUUUGUUUGCAUCUUUCUUUGCCUUUUCUCCCUUCCACCCUUUGGAAUCAUUCCCUCCUCCGCGGCUCCCGGCACAACUGCGUGCAUGGGCUGAAGAGAUUUCAUCAGGAAGGAUUUAGCGUCUUUUUUUUUUUUUGCAUCCUUGCCACUUUGCCAGUGCCAUCCCGUCGACUGUUGAGGCCUCACAUGUUUUCUGUGCGAGGUCGCAGCUCAUCCCUGCGCUCUUUUUGUUCUUCCACCUUUCGCUUUUGCAGCUCCCCGUCCUCUUCCUCUUGACCCCUGCACAAUGCCUGAAUUCCACACCUUCACCAUGGCCCCAGGCAGAUCUCCUUCCAUUUAAGAAGAGAACCUGAACCAGGCCAUUUUGCUCGUCCUCUGCAGGCUCAGGCGGUUCGGUUUGCUGCUGCAGGGAAGUUGUAUCGCUAAAGGAACCGGGAGGAGCCCAAGGACCGGGCGCGGCGGCGGCAGCAGCAGCAGCUAGACAGCCAUGAGCAGCUUCGCGGGGCAGAGGUCGAGGCCGUGGGUGGGGAUGGCUGGCGUCGGCACCCCCUCGGAGCCCGCCGGUGACAGCGUCGCCGCCAGGGACGACGCCGCGGCGGCCUCGUCCAUGAGGGGCGGCGCCGACGCGUCCACCAACGCCAGCGCCAUCUCCUUCGGCUUCGCGGCCACGGCCGUCCUCGUCUCCAUGUUCCUCCUCAUGGCCAUCUUCGAGCACCUCAUCAAACCCGGCCUGGCCUCCUCUUCCUCCUCGUCUUCGUCCUCCUCCCCACGCUCCGACGACGACAGCGGCGAGGGCCGCGGCGGCCGCCGCCGCAUGGGUCUGCCCCCCGCUCGCCUGCACCACCAGCACGACGCGUCGCCGGACAAGGUCGGCCACUCGCCCAAGGUGGACGAGGACCCCGUGGCGGCCGCGCCGGACCUGACGGUGCUGAUGCCCGGGCACCGGUACCCGACGUUCCUCGCGCAGCCGGCGCCGCUCGCGCCGUGCCCCAGGGAAGGCGUGCGCUGGCCUCCCCACGAGCACCUUCGUUCAUUUCUGCCGCCAUGAUUUUUUUAGUUCUCUUAUUCUUCUCUAGUCUGUCUGUACAGAGGCUGGCUGAUUGCUUGCCAAGCCUGUGGAAAAUUGAAUAUUGGUGUGCUGGGCCGACGGGCCUGGCUGCUUCUAUGAGGCUUCUAUGGCCCAAUGCUUCGCAUGAUUUUAGUAAAUUUGUACAUGUCCCGGAAAAUCAAAUGGAUUAGUUCAGGCCAGCUAGCCCAUGUAGACCCCGUUUGUUUCCGCUUAUAAGCGGCUUAUCGGUGGAAAUAAACGAGAAUCCUAUCAAA